CUCACUCCUACGUAACGACGCGUCGUCAGAUCGGUCACGUGAUUUUUUUGUCUGACCAAUCAAGGCAUCCAAACAUGUUGCCGCGAUACUUCUGCUUCGAAAGGUCGAAUCUGUGUCGAGCCGUCUGCUACGACAGAAACGUCACUUUAAGUGAUCGGCUCAUCACUGACGGAAUACUGGGGGACUAUGGACACCUCUGACACUUAUGACAAUGCACCAUCAGCUAAAAAGAGUGGACGUACCUCGUUACUAGACAGUGGUGAGGAUUUUGAGGUGUUAGAUGAAGAGGACAUUGACGACGAGCCACCUCCUUUGGAGGAUGCCGGAGGUGGGAAGGUUAAGAACGCAGAUGAGUCUGAAAAAAAACAUUCAGACACUGACCCAGACGCUGGAAGUCAAGUAGAUGAAUGGAUGGAUGUUUUAGGUAAUGACCAACUAAAGAAAAAAACCCUUGAGGCUGGUGACGGGCGUGACAGUCGGCCACAGAAAGGACAGAAUGUCAAGAUUCAUCUUAAAACAUACCUGAUGGAUGGGAGGCUUGUAGAGGAGCAAGCUGACCUUUGUUUUACUCUGGGUGAUGGCGAUGUUACACAGGCUCUAGAUCUCUCAGUUAUGCUCAUGGAAAGAGGAGAAAAGGCCCUCAUCCACUGUGAUGCAAAAUAUGCAUAUGGAGCUCGUGGGAGUCUUGAACCCGAGGUUCCUCCUAAUGCUAAGUUAUCUCUAGAAGUAGUACUUCUGGAAACUACCAAUGCUCCAGAUGUGGAGCUGCUACCUCCUGCAGAAAAGAUUGCCUUGGCAAGUUGUAAGCGAGAGAGGGGUAAUGUCCAUUAUCAACGUGGUGACUACGCUUUCGCUGUCAACUCGUACAGCAUCGCCUUGCAGAUAACAGAGUCAAGUUCAAAAGUUGAUAUUAGUCCUGAGGAAGAGAAUGAGCUGUUGGACGUGAAAGUUAAGUGUCUAAACAACAUGGCUGCUUCUCAGCUCAAACUGGAUCACUAUGAUGCAGCUCUUAAAUCGUGUGUCGCAGCACUGUCACACCAGCCAGACAACAUAAAAGCACUUUUCCGCAUGGGCAAGGUAUUGGCCCUGCAAGGUGAAUAUACAGAAGCCAUUCAAACCUUGAGGAAGGCGCUGAAGUUGGAACCAAGUAACAAGACCAUUCACGCAGAGCUCUCCAAGCUGGUGAAAAAGCACUCGGAACAGAGAGGAGCAGAGCAGGCCAUGUAUAAGAAGAUGCUUGGUAACCCCUCUAGUGUCAGCAGCGGCAGCAAUACGCAGAAACACCGCGCCAAGGCUUCAUGGGGUCUCAGCUGGAAGUGGCUAUUUGGUGCCACUGCAGUAGCCAUAGGUGGCGUAGCGUUAUCUGUUGUGAUAGCUGCCAGAAAUUAACCCAACUUGUUGCGAUGACCUGACCACCCCCUGCAACAGAGAAAGCCUAAGCAUAGAAGCACAUCUGGCGGUGCCUUCUGACAAACAGGGCUGGAAAUGUCAGUCGGUCAGUUGCCUCUUCACCGUCACUCUAGUGUCUCUGCUAUGUUUGAGAAACAUUGGUGACAAAUAAUAAAACGUCAAUAUUUGCAAAUGGAAAACACAUUUCAAAUCUCAGAAAUGUGUGAGUUAAUGCCUAAUUCUCAAUUUGCCACAAACCAUUUUCUUUUGCUGCCAUUGAUUUUUGUCUUCUGUAGUUGAUGUUAGAAAUUAUUUUUGGUAUGAAAAUUGAGAAUAAUUUAACUUAAUUCCAAUAGGACCUAUCUAGAAGUAUUUUCCUAUUAAAAUAGCUCAUGUGAAAUGCCCUGUGUUGUGCUAUACAGCUAAAUAUUAAAUAUUAUAUAGCAUCAGAUGCAGUUAAAUUAUUUCCUAUCCAAGAAAGAAUUUAUGCUUCAUUUUAUUUCCUGUACCAUAUCAACUAGUAUAAUGCAGAUGCUCUGUUAUUUGAGCUUCACACAUUGGAAAGAUAUUUUGUAAAUCUUUACAAUGCAAGGUUUUUUGGACAUGUUUCCAUCAGUUGUGUUUUAAGCUAGUUCUGUGUUUUUAGUUCUUGUGUUUUUGACCUUCCCUAAAAUUGGCAUCCAACUCAUUACCACACAGAGAACGUAGUACCAGGUGAUUGAGCUCUGUGUCAUACAGUAUCAGUGUCUCUGAUUUUCGUCUUCACUUGUACACAUUAGCAUGAUAUAAAAGUAUAUACAUGUUACAUUGUGCUCAGCAUUCCUUGAUGUAAAUGGUUCCUUGUAUGUCAGUGGAGAUGCAGAUAUUGCCUUUUAAAAGAAAUAACGCAGUGACUUUAAGUAAGGCUAAUGGAAUUUGCUUCGUUAUAAUUUGAAUAAAUUACCUCAAGAUGAUUAUGACCAAAUAUUGAAGGGUGACAUUUGAAGUACAAUGAUGUUUUUAGAGUGUUCGAGCCUGUGUCAUUUUUGGUUAUUUAUUUCUCACAAUGAUUUUGCUGUUCGCUUUCCUACACUAAACACCUCUGAAUCUGUGGCUUCUUCAGAGCAGCCCGACGUCCUGUUGAGCCAAGUGCUGCGCAAGUCAUGAAACUUUGAUGUUGGCAUUCCCUUCAUAUGCUGAUUUUAAUAAUUAUUAAACUGUAUCUAAUGAA
Betta splendens (Siamese fighting fish) is the source of this 2599-nucleotide messenger RNA. It is a transcript of the gene fkbp8, whose product is annotated as FKBP prolyl isomerase 8. Gene Ontology annotation, molecular function: protein binding; peptidyl-prolyl cis-trans isomerase activity. NCBI's taxonomy places the organism in Eukaryota, Metazoa, Chordata, Actinopteri, Anabantiformes, Osphronemidae. The transcript is spliced from 9 exons. The record is from RefSeq and is a predicted model, not a curated record. Bases 187 to 1389 code for a protein of 400 amino acids.